Molecule: messenger RNA, 3386 nt
Organism: Sphaerodactylus townsendi
Lineage: Eukaryota; Metazoa; Chordata; Lepidosauria; Squamata; Sphaerodactylidae
Gene: TERF1
Product: telomeric repeat binding factor 1
Exons: 10
Coding region: 140-1228 (362 amino acids)
Biological process (GO): telomere maintenance
Cellular component (GO): chromosome, telomeric region; nucleus
Molecular function (GO): protein homodimerization activity; telomeric repeat DNA binding
Source: RefSeq, a predicted model, not a curated record
GCGGUUUGAAAAUGGCGACACAGGGGGGUGUAACGGAUUCUGGCUUGUCCCGUCCGGCGUCGUGUAUCCCGCCUGGGUGCGACGAGUACCCUACGAGCUCUCCGGUCCCCUUCUCUGAGGUGGAGAUGGUGGCCGCUGGAUGGAUGUUGGACUUCGCCUGCCGCUGUUUGUGCCGCCAUUUCUGCGAGGGCAAUCGCGAGGACUUCGAGAGGAGCCGCGACCUGACAUUGGGUGCGAGAGUCCCCAUUCUCGCGCUAUUAUCAAAGGAUUACCUAGAACAGAAGCUCGACAAGUAAAAACAAUAUGCAUUUGCCAGCUAUUGGUGGGUGUAGCAGAAGGAAAAUCACUUGAUUAUCGUUUUGGGAGUGAUCAAACAAUUUCACCUCUGGAAAAUGCUCUGGCAGCUUGGACUUCACUUCAGAAAAUGCAAAGUAAACAAGAUAAACUACAUGAAGACAUCAAAUGCUUAAUUCAGACUCAGGCUGUAGCAGUGUACAUGGGAAAGGGGUAUUUUAAAGAAGCAGCAGAAGUCCUAGAAAGGCUGUUUCCAGAAUCUGUUUCAAACGAGCCUUUAAGAAUGAAGCUGGCUGAAAUAAUAAAGCGAAAGGAUCCAUAUCACCAAUUUCUCCAGUAUUUUAGUUUCAAUCUUAUGACUGAGAAAAUCAAAUCUUACGUUACUGUGUUCUUGAAUGAAGAGUCUAACAAUUUCCUUAUUAAGACCUGCCCUUCCCUCUCCCAUGUUGUUCCUGAAUGUUUUCUGUCCCUUGGGAUCAGUGUUUUGGAAGCUACAAAAGAGGCAGAAACUAAAAUAUCAGAAAAAACAGUCACAGAAGUUCAAUGUGAGAGUGAAAACGAAGCAAAUGGGGAAAAACUCCCAGAAAGCAUGCAGAGAUCACAUAAACUAUCUUAUUCCUUAACUGGCCAAGAAUUUUGGAAUCUGGAACAGAUACAGCGUCCCCGUAGAACAAUAAUUAAAAAACGGAAAACUUUCCAAAGUAAGAAAAUCUUGCAGAAUAUUGAAAACAUUCUGAAAGGUGAUAGGUGUCAGCCUUCUGAUCAGAAGAGGCAGCACUGGAGGUUUGAAGAAGACCAGAAACUGAAGGAUGGUGUACGAAAAUUUGGAGUAGGAAACUGGACACAGAUUCUUCAGCAUUAUGACUUCAACAAUCGAACUAAUGUCAUGCUGAAAGACAGGUGGAGGACUAUGGUUCGGUUAAGCAUUGUUUAGCUGUCUUUCCAACUUAACUGUCAAGUCACUGUAAAAUAAUGUAUUUUAACGUAUAUUUUCACUGCUAAAAAUGUUUUUUCAAUUAUUUUAGUACAUUCUCUCUCUAUAUGAACCUUGGCUCUUGUAAAUAUUUUUAGUGACUGUAAAGUAAUAAUUCUGAUCCCUAGUGAAUCUGCUUGAGGCAUGCAGCAUCAACAAGACUAGUCAUAAAUAUUUUCACUCUAGUACCUAGGAGAAUCUACUGCAUAAAUAUUUUACUAAACUGUAUAAUAUAGAAAAUCCAAACACAUUUAUGCUAGUACAUGUGCUGCUGCACUCAAGUGAGAUUGUUGGAGAAAAGGUUUAGAAUCACAUUAGGGGCCUUUUAUGAUGCUGUCUGUGAAAAAAGUACAGCAUUGGAUCAUUUGACAUGGAUAGCUUAUUACAGCAAAAUUACUCUUCUCACCUGAGUUUUUCAGCUAUUCUUCACUGCAGGAUCAUCCAUGCAAUGUACAAAAGGGUUGUUAGCAAAUGUUGUCUAUUGCUAAUGUAACAUCUUGUCUGACUGCAAUUAGUCUUUACAGGCCAGGUACAUAUCUGAAAAGAAGCAUAGCAAUUGCAUGUGCUGAUAACUUCGCUCAGUUGACAUCUAUAAGUGUACUGCCAUUAAUAUGCAAGCUGAGAAUCCAAAGCUGUCAUGAAUAGCCAGGUUAACUCUUUUUCCUUCUCUAAAUGAGGCAUAGAAUCUCAGACAGACAGCUUCAGAGAGCCAGUAAGAGUUGUGAAAGAUUGAGUCAAAGGAGAUUGUGGCUACUUGGUUGGUGGUGGGGGGGGGGGUAUUUAUCUUGGACUGGAAGUAGUCUCUAGUAUUCAAAAACUACCCAUAUUUAUUCCUAUAAAUCUGGCUUACUGUUGGGAAUUUCUAGUACUUACAAACCUUUAAAUUGUCUAAGAAUGGGUUUUCUUCUGUGUAAGAUACCCUAAUUUAUUCCUUGAUAAGUAGAACAUACAAAUGAGUUUCUGGAAAGGUUAUUUUGUAUUUGUCCAAGUAAUUUUAAAGGCUUCAUUGCAGGUUUAAAUGUUCGAGGAAACAAGUCUAGAUGUACAGAGUCAGAGCAUUUCAUACAGCUUGUACUAGAAAAGCAGCUUUGAGACUCCUACUGUGGUAAGUUUCAGAAGAAUACAUUACAAAAACUAUAGUAUUUCCUAAGCUACUUGUGUCUGAUCCUGCAGUAGUUUGCAAAGGCUUUAAUGACCAGAUGCCACAUAGUGACUACUUACUCCUGCUGCUGUGCAACUUACUCCUGCUGCAUAUAGAUGACUAGCUUCUACCCCUCCUGUACACUGACCACAGUGAAGCUACAUCCCUGUCAUUAAAUCAGGUAAAGGAGAUAGGCCUCUAUCAAGGGCCAUAUGAUUCAACUGCAGCAGUGUGUUUACUGUGGGACUCACUUGUCCAUUUAAGUGAGACGUCUGCAAGUAUUGCUGCCAGAGGACUAUGCAAAACUAGAAAAUGCCACUGUAGAAAAAUAACUAAUUGUAUCAUGGUACAGCUGAAUGCAGAAAAGAACACUGAAGACGCAUUUUAACAUCCUGACUUGCUGUUUUUCAAAAGCAGUGCUGAACAGUUACACAAGCGCAACAACAACGUAAUUUCCAGAUCAGUUCAGUUAAACGUAGUAAAAGAUAAAUUGAAACUCAUGUAAAAAUAAAACUAUGUACAACAGGACAUGAACAUUCUUCUACUUGCUGAACUUUUUUCCAUGUUCCAUGGCAUAAAGGAUUGCCAACUGCUUGCCACUGGUAAACUUUAUUCCUGAAAAGGAGCAGAAGUUAUGAUUGCUUGGCGUAUUUUCAUACCAUUGUAUAUUUUGAAAUGUAAAAGAACCACUUUGGCAUUGAAUCAUGUUAUAUGUAACAUUUUCAGAAAAUUACUUACUUGCAAAAUGUCUGCUCCAGUUGCUGGUGUUGUAAGUACUUAAUUAAAAACAUGCUGAAUUUGCUACAUUCUCUUAAAGUUGCCAUAACACAUUGCAUUUUAAAUCUCUUCCAAGAAGGUGCUGGAUUUUUGCCACAAGGCUCUAUGAGUAAUUCUGUAUUUGUUGCCCUUCCACCUUAUGGAACUGAAGAAAGCUUACAAUAUAAGUAAAAUAAUAAAAAGCAAACUUUAAAAUCUCAA